AAAUUUCAUCAUUAGUUUUAAAUUUUCUUGAGAUCAUGUAGAUUUUCUGCAUCAAUCGAUGUAGAGUCCGGGUACUCGCUCCUUUUCGGAAAAAAAAAUAGAUUUUCUGCGUUAGUUACAUGAUGAAGGUUUCUGUCUGGAACUAAUAUUAUUUUUCGACGUCCUGAUGUCUCUAAAUAAUAAUAAUGCCUUGGCUGUGUGCAUUCCGGAUGCUAGAAGUUAUUUUUCAUUAUGAAAAAACUAAAACUUACUAGCAAUAAUGCCCAAAUUAUUACUGGGAGUAGAAGAUGGGCCUCGAUGUGUGCCGUAUGAACAUCGUACAGAAAACGUCGUACGUGUAGCAGUGCUCUUUCCUUCUGAGUUUAACUUGUCAAUGCUGUACACUACCACACCCUGAAUGGCAAAAUGCUACUUGCAUCUCAAGCAACUGGAAGCUCCCAAAUUAAACAACCAUGGAGGGAAGCAACGAGUCCAGCUCUCCAGCUCCGGCGCCUCCGCCGCGGCGCAGUCCGGUGGACGUCGACGAGGAGUACGGCCGUGCCUUCAAGUCCAAGUCUUUCGUGGACCUCUGGUCCCACGCGCACCGCAAACUCAGCCACACGGGCUCCUCCUCCUUGAAGCUCUCCUCCAAGACCAGCUCCAGCUUCAAAGACCUCCGGCAGCUGAUCGGCAGCGACGACGACGACGAGGCGGCCACGGGACAAUCGUCGUCGUGCUCCUACACCGUCCUAGACGACUUCGUGCUGGUGCCCAGCCCGGAGACGCUCGUCGCGCGGGUCAGGCGCCGCAGCCGCCGGCGCCGCGGGCUGCGGUGCCACGGCCGCCACCGCGCCGAGGCGCUGCUGCUCGAGUUCUUCGACGUGACGCGGGAGGCGUGCGAGGCGUGCUCCGCGCUGCUCGCCGCCAUCGGCACCGCGCGGCGGCACCACCUCACGCUCCGGAGGCUGCUCCUCCGGGGCCUGGACGGAAACACAGCCGCCAAGGACGCGCUCGCGCGGCACGUGGGGCGCGAGAACCCGCUCGCGCCGGGCAGCAUCCCGGCGUUCCACGAGGCGCACGCGCGCUGCGCCCCGCUCGCCAAGCGCCUGGCCGCGGCACGGCGCCGGCUGCGCAGGCUCGCCCGUGCCGGACGCGUCGCGCGGUGCGCGGUCGCUGCCACGAUCGUGGGCGCGUCCGCGGCGGCCGUCGUGGCCGCGGUCGUCCUCGCCGCGCACGCCGUCGUCGGCGUCGGCGCGGCCGCCGCGGCAUUCGGCGCCUGCUGCCGCCCCGCAGCCCGCUGGUUCGCGGCCAAGAAGGUCAUCGGUGGCGGCGAUCGGGAGCGCGCCGGAGCCAGAGAGGCUGCGGUGGACACGGCGGCGCGCGGCGCGUACAUCGUGGGGCGCGACCUGGACACCGUGAGCCGCAUGGUGCGGCGCGCGCACGACGAGCUGGAGCACGGGCGCGACAUGGCGCGCAUCGCGGUGCGCGGGCACGCGGAGCGGCCGCUGCUGCGGGAGGUAGCCAGGGAGGAGGAGGAGUGCGGGGAGGACCUGAGGGGCCAGCUCGAGGAGCUGGAGGAGCACGCCUGCCUAUGCCUCACCACCAUCAACCGGAGCAGGAGGAUGGUCGCGCAAGAGAUGACGCGUGGCUCGCCGUCCACGGAGACGACGGCAGGCACGACGUCCCAAGAUUAGCUUCUUUUUUUUUUAGUCGACAGAUUAGGCAUGAUCAGUCUGUUGAUUAGUUUGUACAUAAUCAUUUUCCUUUAGGCGCCGCUUGGAAUGUGUAUUUUUUUGUGAGGUGUGCGGUAUUUAGUUCAACUUUCAUGUCAAUGUCAAAAGUUGAACUAAAUACCAGCCCUUCUAUUAAAAAUACAACAAUCCAACCCUUGGAUAUAAAUGUUUUUUGGGAAAUUGGUCAGGGAACAUCGUUAUUUCGUGGCUUUUGCCCAAACACACCGCCCGAA
Brachypodium distachyon (stiff brome) is the source of this 1945-nucleotide messenger RNA. RefSeq names its product putative UPF0496 protein 2. The record is from RefSeq and is a predicted model, not a curated record. The coding region runs from base 453 to 1673 and encodes 406 amino acids. The transcript has 2 exons. Lineage: Eukaryota; Viridiplantae; Streptophyta; Magnoliopsida; Poales; Poaceae.